Messenger RNA from Xiphias gladius (swordfish), 2708 nucleotides. RefSeq names its product carbohydrate sulfotransferase 15-like. NCBI's taxonomy places the organism in Eukaryota, Metazoa, Chordata, Actinopteri, Istiophoriformes, Xiphiidae. Gene Ontology annotation, molecular function: N-acetylgalactosamine 4-sulfate 6-O-sulfotransferase activity. The coding region runs from base 870 to 2480 and encodes 536 amino acids. The transcript is spliced from 8 exons. The record is from RefSeq and is a predicted model, not a curated record. Gene Ontology annotation, biological process: hexose biosynthetic process.
UGCUGCGGCAGCUUUAAUGAGGGGUUUUCCAACACAAGCGUCAACGCGGGAACUAAUAGAGAAAUGCAUUUUUUUUUUAUGUCACAGAGUUUGAUCCAGGGAGUCCAGAUGGUUUCUUUAGUUGACUCUUGAAUCCAAUCAAGUGUUUUUUUUCCGUUAUACGGGACACAACUUUUAAUGAACUAAUGUGGCUGAACUAUUUCCCCGUUUUUCACCCUCCACACAGCGACCACGAGAGCAUCGAUUUGCUUUCAAAGCCAUACACGCCUGGCGUUCGUCAUAACGGCGCGUCAAGCCUAAUCGAUGGAAAGCACUCCGCGGCUGAAACGCCGAUCGGCGUGGUUCUGCUGUCUGCGCGUCCUGCGCUGCUCCACGUGCGUGCCUCCCCUCCCUCCGCUUCCCUCCCCGUUGACGGGGCGGGGGGGAGGGGGGGCUCAGUCAGAUGGAGACUCCGGAAAAGUCUCGCACUUCCGCGACACGGAUAAACCCAGCCGGGUUUUUUUUUUUUUGUCAGAGCGAGCGAUGCUCACGCUCGAGGAUACGUUCGCGGAUCCCUUGCCUGGCUCGAGGUGUUAACACGCAGACACCUGCCAGGUCGUUUCGAUCACCUGGGCCGGUGGUCAGCAUGGCUCGGCUGCACGGGAGACGCCGGGAUUGAAGCGACUCAACCUCAGUGAGGCCCUGCUAAAGACUGGGGAGCAUGUAAGAAAUGAAGACAAAUGAUGACCUAUGGAUUAAAAACUAUGAUGAAUGGACACAUCAGGACACACAAGCUCCUGUAGAUGAAGCUUGAGUUUUUUUUUUUUUUUUUUUGAGAGAAUAAUUUCCCUGCUCCUCUUUCUACAUGCCUGCUCUGCUUCUAUGUCAGUAUGUCACUAUCAGACUGUAAAUAUGGGAGCAACACCCAAAGGGACCACAGUUGCAGCCUCCACAGCUUGUCCACACCUGAGAACUAUGGGAAACGGCCAGUCAGGACGUUUUUUGACUUCAGGCACCCAAACGUGCCUGAAAAUCUGAAUGUCAAGUGGGUUCCCCUGUUGCCGCUGACUAACCUGCGGGGCAUCUCGAAAGUCAGACGGGUCGGUUUUCUCCUUGGCUUGACACUGACGUUCCUCAUUAUGGCUUCCUAUAUCCUGCUGUGGGACAAGAAAGGACUUCUUUACACCCCCGCACCCUAUCAGCUCAGACCUGUCGUCUUACCGACGAGCACAGUAGCAGCUGAAGUUUCCUCUGAAAAGAAUUUAAUAGGCAUGGAACUGCUGGUGAAGAUCAUCAGCUCCAAACUGGAAUACACUCCCAGGAAGGUGCCUGAUGAAAAGGACAUAAUUGAAACGGACUCCCAUUUGUUCUCUUUAAUUCCUCGCCAUUUCCUACCCAGCAUCAAGAGCCCUUGCUGGUAUGAGGAGUUCUCUGGUGAACUCAGCACUGAUCUGUACAAGAGGAACCUCUUUACUCUGCGCUCAAAGAGCUUCAAGACUGUGUGUGACCACCUGAGGGCCGACUUCAGCCAGCACUUAUACCACAGAGACGGCAAACAGUUUCGUCUGCGCUGCCUGCCGUACUUCUACAUCAUCGGCCAACCAAAGUGUGGCACUACGGACUUGUUUCACAGACUGCUGCUGCAUCCAGAGGUCAAGUUCAACACCAUGAAGGAGCCACACUGGUGGACCAGGAAACGCUUUGGUUAUAUCCGUUUCAAAGAUGGCUUCCAGGAACGUUUUCCUGUGGAAGAUUACCUGGAACUGUUUGACUUGGCAGCUCACAACAUCCAAGCAGGAGUCAGUAGAAAUUCAUCUGGAGACCACAGCGCACUCCAGCUCAUAACAGGUGAAGCCAGUGCAUCCACUAUGUGGGACAACCAAGCCUGGAGCUACCUCCGCAGAGACAGGGAGGAUACAGAGCCCCCGUUCCUGGCCCAGGACUUCAUCCACACAGUCCAGCCUAGUGCAAAAAUCAUCAUCAUGCUUAGAGAUCCAGUGGAGAGGCUUUAUUCCGACUACCUGUACUUUAAGGUGGCCAACAAGUCAGCAGAGGACUUCCAUCUGAAGGUCGUAGAGUCUGUGCAGCUGUUUCAGUCUUGCCUGUCUGAGAGGUCACUUCGUUCUUGCGUCUACAACACCAGCCUCUCCAACGCCAUGCCGGUGAGGUUAAAUUUGGGGAUGUACAUCGUCUUCUUACUGGACUGGCUGACAGUUUUCCAUAGGGAUCAGAUUAUAGUUCUUCGACUAGAAGACUACGCAGCCAACCUUGAAGUCACAAUCAAGAAAGUUUUUGAUUUUCUGAGUGUAGGUCCUCUGUCAAAGCGGGUGGAGGCAGCACUGACCAAACGGCCCAUGUCUAACACCCGGCGGGCAGCAGACAGGAACCUGGGCCCUAUGCUUCCAGCCACCAGAGACCUCCUCAGGGAAUUUCACCAACCCUUCAACCAUAAACUUGCCAGUGUGCUGUUCAACAAGGCCUUUCUUUGGAGUAUCACCUGAAGUGGCAUGAGCACGGAUGAAAUGUGGAUGGAUGUUAAUGAACAACCAUAGCGGGGAGCUAAAAGAGGGAAUGCCUGUUGAAAGAAAUGAAUCUACAGUGGAAGAAGUCAUACAGAGGUGUAUAGUUGUAUAUGGAAUUAUAGGAAGUGUUUAGGCUUUGUUUGUGAUAUUUAUUUUGCUUUUGAAAGAAUGUGAGUGACUCAUUAAAUCAAAGUGAUAAUGAUAAAA